UGAUCAUCAUCUUCUUUUCUUCCUCACAACAUUAAUUACCUUCCCUUUCCUUUCAUCUUCUACAUAUAAAUUUCUCACUUUUUUUUGUCAAGAAACAUCAAUGGCUUGCACAGAGGUUUUCAAGGAGCAGGUGGAGCUGAAAGAGGAAGAAGAAGAAGCAUGCACUCAAGAUGGAACUAUGGAUUGGCAUGGCCACCCUGCAAUCAAAGCAAAAUCCGGACAAUGGACUGCUGGAACUAUCAUUCUCUUGAACCAAGGGCUAGCAACCCUAGCAUUCUUCGGUGUGGGGGUGAAUUUGGUGCUUUUCCUGACGAGAGUGUUGGGGCAAAACAAUGCUGCUGCUGCUAACAAUGUCAGCAAAUGGACCGGCACCGUCUACAUCUUCUCCCUUGUUGGUGCUUUCCUCAGUGAUUCCUACUGGGGGAGAUACAAAACUUGUGCCAUCUUCCAAGUCAUCUUUGUUAUUGGUUUGGUGUCACUGUCUCUAUCAUCAUACAUUUUCUUAAUCAGACCAAGAGGCUGUGGGAAUCAAGAAAUGCCAUGCGGGUCACAUUCAGGCUUGGAGAUUGCGUUAUUCUACCUCUCUAUCUACCUGGUUGCACUAGGGAAUGGAGGGUACCAGCCUAACAUUGCUACAUUUGGGGCUGAUCAGUUUGAUGAAGAUGACCCCAAGGAAGGACAAUCUAAGGUUUCAUUUUUUAGCUACUUUUACCUUGCUUUGAACCUCGGAUCACUUUUCUCCAAUACCAUUUUGGGGUAUUUUGAAGAUGAAGGGAUGUGGGCACUUGGAUUCUGGGUGUCUGCCGCCUCUGCUUUGGCAGCACUUGUUUUGUUCCUUGUUGGAACCACCAGGUACAGGCACUUCAGACCAAGUGGAAACCCUAUCUGCAGGUUCAGUCAAGUACUAGUAGCUGCAACCAAGAAAUGCAGCGUUGAUAUGCCAUCUGAUGCAGAUAGCUUCUUUGGUGUCGAUGCGAAUGAUUCGUCUGUCAACGGAAACCGGAAGAUUCUCUACACCAAUGAAUUCAAGUUCUUGGACAGAGCAGCAUACGUAAGCACAAGAGAUGUUGAUGAUCAAAAGAGGGGAAUUUACAACCCGUGGCGUCUUUGUCCCGUCACACAAGUUGAAGAAGUUAAAUGCAUACUAAGAUUACUUCCAAUUUGGCUAUGCACCAUUAUUUACUCCGUUGUCUUCACACAAAUGGCAUCUCUCUUCGUCGAGCAAGGUGAAGCGAUGAAAGUUACCGUCUUGAAUCUCCGGAUUCCUCCCGCGAGUAUGUCCAGCUUCGACAUUCUCAGUGUCGCAUUGUUCAUAUUUCUUUACCGACGAGUUCUCGACCCGUUGGUGGGCCGCCUGAGGAAAAAGGAUUUGAGGGGACUCACCGAGCUUCAGAGAAUGGGAAUCGGCCUCGUUAUAGCUGUAUUGGCAAUGGUUUCUGCUGGGAUUGUGGAAUGCUAUAGAUUAAAGCAUGCCAACAAAGAUUGCAUCCACUGUGAAGGGUCAAGCUCCUUAAGUAUCUUUUGGCAAGUUCCUCAAUAUGCAUUCAUUGGAGCAUCCGAGGUUUUUAUGUACGUCGGUCAGCUCGAGUUCUUCAAUGCACAAACACCUGAUGGAUUGAAAAGCUUCGGCAGUGCUCUUUGCAUGACGUCGAUAUCGUUGGGGAACUACGUUAGUAGCUUGCUGGUGACGAUGGUGAUGAAGAUUUCAACUGAAGAUCAUAUGCCAGGAUGGAUACCAGGCAAUCUAAAUAAGGGUCACUUGGAUAGAUUUUACUUUCUAUUAGCUGGUCUAACUACAAUUGAUUUGGUUGUGUAUAUAGCAUGUGCCCGAUGGUACAAGUGUAUCAAGCUCGAAGGAAAACCAGAAGAAAAUGAUGAGAAAGGUAGAUUUAAAGUGUGAAAAUGUACAUCUAUUUAUAAAUAAAUUUUAAAAAUGUUGAAUGAA
Molecule: messenger RNA, 1945 nt
Organism: Hibiscus syriacus
Lineage: Eukaryota; Viridiplantae; Streptophyta; Magnoliopsida; Malvales; Malvaceae
Product: protein NRT1/ PTR FAMILY 7.3-like
Exons: 5
Coding region: 101-1900 (599 amino acids)
Biological process (GO): transmembrane transport
Cellular component (GO): membrane
Molecular function (GO): transmembrane transporter activity
Source: RefSeq, a predicted model, not a curated record